UACUGCUGCUGAAUUGUUCAGUUUUAAAACCGCAGAAGUUUUUGUUACACUAUACGACGAACGCACUACGAAGAAGAUCACACAUCACUAUCACCUAAAUAAACUGACCCCUGUGAGAGUAGAAGUGCCUGUAUCGGAAAAAUAUGGAACAGGAGCACAUGUUAAGUCAGAAAGCAGCUUCAUAGUCUUGUUGCUGGGAAAGGGAGGCGAUUCUAAAUUCUAUUUUCCGUAUGAAAUGCUGAUUAUGCAUUCGGCUGGAAAGGAGUUUUACCAGCUAAAAUUCAGCAAUUUUGAGAGUAAAUACGAGUACUUAAUGCUCACCACUGACAACGGCACGACAAUAAGCAUUGCGUCAGAACAUUUAACGUUCAAGAAGGAGGCAGAAGAGCUUGUUCACUUGGAGCCAGUUACGCAAUUAGGAAAAAUUUCAAGCGACAAACCAAUAUCAGUGUUUGUUUUGACGGGAUCCAAUGCGUUAUUUGUUGCGCUAUUACCCAAAUCCGAAUGGGUUGAUUUUUACUUCAUUAAUGUACCUCGCGUUGGCAACGAUUUUGAAUAUUUUGUGUUGGUCUACUCCAGACUCCUAUACACAGUAAGGAUCGACAGUCAGCCUGUUGCCAAGUGGGAGGUGAAAAAGCAGUUAAAUGACGGGAUCUACUACGGCUCACUGAGGUACGCCGGGGGUAACUACAUCACAGCCAAUACUGCCUUUGGAUGCUACAUGUAUGCGAGAUCAGUUCAUUCAGGCAACAGCUCGUCCUUCAGGCAAUACCUGUAUCAUACCAAGUCUCCCAAUGAACUAUUUGAGGAUUACAUUGAUAAUGUAAGAAAGAAGGAAGGACUAGUAGAGGAACAUAACUUCACCACUAUGGCUAUGUCGACUCUCCCAACCACUGAUAUUGAUGUUACCACUGAUAUGACUACUCUGAAGUUUUUAGCAGCCAAAGUUUGCUUGAUUGGCUAUUACGGCCAAAGAUGUGAGUUUGAAUGCAACUGCACAAAACCGUUCUGCAGCAAAAUUAAUGGAACCUGCUAUGAAGAAGAUUGUCAGAAGGGCUGGUUUGGCGAUGAAUGUAACAUAGAGGACUUAACGGUUUAUGCUGUGCAUGCUUCACCUUCGGCAUAUUUCGAUGGAGAUUCAACAACUUGCAGACCUUUGGAAAACAAACAAGUGUUUAUAGAACUAUAUGAUCGAUUCUACUUAACCUCAUUUACAUUUGUUUUAGAAGAACCAGAAACUGUCAAAGAAAAAGAGGUCGUUGUAAAAUUCUACAACGGGAAGACAAAAACCUUCGAUUUUUCAAGAGAAAGAAUACUAGUUUUUACAGAGAAGCCAAAUCGUUUCCGAUUGCAGAUGAAAGCUGUUUUGAGAAAAAGAAAGUUUUACUUUGAGUUUAAGAAAGACUUAUCCAUCUGCUCUAUAUAUGUGUAA
Messenger RNA from Physella acuta, 1432 nucleotides. RefSeq lists its product as uncharacterized. The record is from RefSeq and is a predicted model, not a curated record. NCBI's taxonomy places the organism in Eukaryota, Metazoa, Mollusca, Gastropoda, Physidae.